Xiphophorus couchianus (Monterrey platyfish) is the source of this 2047-nucleotide messenger RNA. RefSeq names its product synaptosomal-associated protein 25-A-like. The coding region runs from base 196 to 810 and encodes 204 amino acids. Gene Ontology annotation, molecular function: SNAP receptor activity; syntaxin-1 binding; voltage-gated potassium channel activity. NCBI's taxonomy places the organism in Eukaryota, Metazoa, Chordata, Actinopteri, Cyprinodontiformes, Poeciliidae. The transcript has 8 exons. The record is from RefSeq and is a predicted model, not a curated record. Gene Ontology annotation, cellular component: synaptobrevin 2-SNAP-25-syntaxin-1a-complexin I complex; plasma membrane. Gene Ontology annotation, biological process: synaptic vesicle priming; synaptic vesicle fusion to presynaptic active zone membrane; exocytosis.
CCAGGCGUAGCGCGGUGGUUAAGGAGGGGGGAGGGUAGUGUGUUUCCACCGAGGUUAGUCCUUUAAACCGAGCUUUGGAGCGGACAGACAUUUUCAUCCUGUCCACACUCACACUCACAGCAAAACAACAAGGGAAAAACGAGAGAAAGAAAGUUAAGCAGUGUCUUUUAAUUGAAGUGAAGUUCAACAGUCAUCAUGGCAGAUGAAGCGGACAUGCGCAAUGAGCUGGCCGACCUGCAGACACGUGCAGACCAGAUCGCUGAUGAGUCCCUGGAGAGCACUCGGCGUAUGCUGGCUCUGGUCGAGGAGAGUAAAGAUGCCGGCAUCAGGACUCUGGUCAUGUUGGAUGAGCAGGGAGAACAACUGGAGCGCAUCGAGGAGGGGAUGGACCAAAUCAAUAAGGACAUGAUGGAUGCAGAAAAGAAUUUGAACAAUCUAGGACAGUUCUGUGGUCUAUGUUCAUGUCCCUGUAACAAGAUUAAGGGCGGGGGCCAGGCCUGGGGAGCAAACCAGGACGGAGUGGUGAACAGCCAGCCAGGGGCUCGAGUUGUAGAUGAACGUGAACAGAUGGCCAUCAGUGGGGGCUUCAUCCGCAGGGUAACGGACGACGCCCGGGAGAAUGAGAUGGAUGAAAACCUGGAACAGGUGGGCGGGAUCAUUGGAAACCUGCGUCACAUGGCCUUAGACAUGGGCCAGGAGAUCGACACGCAGAACCGCCAGAUUGAAAGGAUCAUGGAGAAGGCUGAUUCCAACAAGACCAGGAUUGAUGAGGCCAACCAGCGUGCCACAAAGAUGCUGGGCAGUGGCUAAACGGCAGCUUACAGUGCUCUCAUCCCUGUUAAACCCCAGUGACACCAACCAAACCCAGCCCUGCCCCAACACCAAAUGCCGACAGCAGGCGCUGCACAGUCAUGCUUUUAUUGUGAUACUGGUAGAAGUUUGCACACAUACACAUAUCAUACAUUGCUUCCCUCCCCUGCUCUCACUCCUACACCUACCUAACACUCCAUUAAAUCCCUAACCUUGUUGUCAAUGUUGCUCUGUGACGUCACUUUUUGGAUUUUGCUAUUAAAUAGUUCAGUUAGGCUUCAUCCACGCCAGUCUUAUCCACACUGUACAUAGUCCAUCUUUACUUGCUUCUGUGCCCCUGAUCUCUCAUCAUCUUCUCUACAUUCUUUUCUCUUUUUUUUAAGUUUUUGUGUAAAAUAAACUGUCUGUAAACCUUAUGUCCACAUUAUCCUUUCACAGACUUAGUAUUCUAGUAUUGUCUGCUUCAGACGCAUUCUGUAUUAUCAGAUAGGAUAUAUUAUGCUAUAUGCUAUGACUGUAUAAACAGUAAAACUGAGCACUGUAUAAAUAUAUCUAGAUGUGAAUUUGCUCAAAACUUAAUAGUUACAUAAUAGAACAUGAAUUUUGCCUGCAAUGUGACUGUCUCUGAUCUGUAUGACAGUGCAUUACCAAUCUUAUUAUUGGCACAGUGUUACAACAAUUUAAUGCCACAGAUUUUACACUGCAAACAUUUUCCUCAGGGACCUAAUCUUACUACACAAAAGCAAAGUUUGAAUUAUCUAUUAAUGCAUUAAAAAUCUAUCAAAAAUACAUAUUUCUAUCAUAAGGCUCAUUUUGAAAUGAGAUAAGUAACAGUUGCACUUGUUUGUGGUCUGCACAGCAUUAUUGGGGAGCAAAUAUUAGGUUGUAACCAAGAUCUACAGCAGUGAGUCCAAGUAUACAGCACAUUUUAAAAAGUGUCAGCAACAUCUUUGCAUAAACUAAAGACCCAUUCCACAACCAAAGCAAUAGAGCAUUAAGUGCAUUAUGCAUGUUUUCUGCUUCUCAAAGCAUGAAAUAAUUCAUUUAUCCAGAAAAACAUCCUAACUUGGCAACAGCAUGCUACAUACUGUAGCAUAAACAGAGAAGGAACUUAUAUCUGUUUGCAAUAGUGCCACUCAGUUUUGUGUCUCCUUACCUUUCCAGACUGUGAUCAUCACUGUAAAAUAAUAUGUACCUUGUUAAAUGCCAAUAAAACCAUCUAAACUGUAGGACCAAA